Malania oleifera is the source of this 951-nucleotide messenger RNA. RefSeq lists its product as uncharacterized. The transcript is spliced from 4 exons. NCBI's taxonomy places the organism in Eukaryota, Viridiplantae, Streptophyta, Magnoliopsida, Santalales, Ximeniaceae. The coding region runs from base 1 to 951 and encodes 316 amino acids. The record is from RefSeq and is a predicted model, not a curated record.
AUGACUCAGACUCAGACCAGUGAAUCAAACUCAGACCGCAGUGACUCAAAGGUUGCUAAUCUGUGGUACCUGGAUAGUGAGAGCUCAUGGCACAUGAUCGGCAACAAGGCAAAAUUCGCUUCAAUUGCUCCCAAGGAUGGAGGGAUGGACUCUAAAGAUGAGAAUAUAGAGGCUGGAGGAAGGGAAGGUUCAGAUACUUCCAGUGAAGAGGAUAUUGAUACCUCUAAGAUGCUGUGGGGAGGACUUGAUCCAAUGACUACAGAGAAUUGGGUACAAGAAAUGGAGGAGAUCAUGGUUGUACUCGAUUGUACGGACGAGCAGAAGGUCCGUUAUGCUGCAUUCAAGAUGGCCGGAGAGGCGAAAUGCUGGUGGCUUUCUACAAAACUGCUAGAGGACCAGAGGUUGGUAAAGAUAGCUCUUACAUGGGAGAGAUUCAAUGAGCUAUUUUUUGACAGGCAUUUUCCUUCAUCUUUCAGAGAGGAAAAGAUUGAAGAGUUCACUAACCUGACCCAGGGAGAGAUGACUGUUGCAGAAUACACAGCAAAAUUUGUGGAGCUAUCAUGCUUUGCACCAUUUCUUAUUCCAAACGAGGCAAGGAAGGCCAGGAAAUCUGAGAAAGGCCUGAGGUGCAGAAUAUACGAGCUGGUGGUGGAGUUUCAGGUUCAGAAUUUUUCAGAUUUAGUUGAUAAGGCUUCGAUGCUAGAGAAGAGUGCCCAAAGCAGCACAGAGCCUUCAGAGCAGAAGAAGAGGCCUGUACCAUCUAGUUUUCAGUCUGAGGCUAGUAAGGGAUCAGGGAAGAAAGGGAAGGAGAUAGUGGACUCCAUAUGCCAGAAAUGUAAUAAAACGCACAGGGGCGAAUGUUGGUUUGGCACUCCAAAAUGUUUCAGGAAUGGUAAACCGGGACAUAUCAACAAAAAUUGUUGGGAACCAUUGCCUAUGGUAUUUGUUUAG